AGCAGAACAACACAGCACGAGGGAGCAGAACAAUGUUUGCGGCGGCGAGCGCGUUCUUCUCCAGGAGCGCAAUAUCCCAAUCAUACUCUUUCUCCUCUGGCUCUGCUUCCUCCUCGCUUAAUGGAAGUCGCUCCUCUACACCCACUCCGGGCUCUACGGCACCCACCCCUGCUGUCAGAGUUGGUCCUUGGAGAGUUCAGGCUGCAACACACAAGGUCACCAAUAAACGCGUCAGUGUUUGGAGCUUUAACAAAAGCACAGAGCUCGAGGGCCUCACCGGCGCUGCACGCGACAAGGUUCUCGAGGUGCUCAAGCUAGAGUCGUCGGCACUCAGCAAAUUUAGGCACCCAUGUAUUCUCGAGAUGGUCGAACCUCUUGAGGAUACUCGGACAGAACUCAUCUUCGCAACAGAACCAAUACUUGCUCCCCUCGAACUCGCCAUCACCUCUUCGUCCUCUCAUCGCUCCCGCUCUACCUACUCUACAUCAUCACUAGACUUGGACGAAGUUGAGAUCCAGAAGGGCAUUAUACAACUAUGCAGUGGUCUUUCGUUCCUCCACACGUCUGCGCGUCUGAUACACUCCAACAUCCGCCCCGACACUGUGAUCAUCAACGAUGCCGGUGACUGGAAGAUCUCUGGUCUGGGUCUUACUAUACCCCUGACCUCCCCAGAGGGCAGACCAACGCGAUGGGAGUUCCCAACGUUUGACGGACGUAUGCCAGCAUAUGUGCAGCGAUCAUUCGACUAUAUGGCUCCCGAAUACGCGCUCGACGAGCAGCACACCGUGCUCUCGGACAUGUACUCGCUUGGCUGCCUGAUGUAUGCCGUUCACGCUCGCGGCAGCCCACCUCUAAAGACGCACAACUCUCUGAGCUCAUUGCGAGAUAAUGCCAACGACUCAAGGCUUGUGGCAGACGUCGAAAGAUUUGACCCGGACCUACAGAACCUUCUCCGUGUGCUUCUUACACGCCAGCCGACAUCGCGUCCUUCGCCCGCUGACCUGCCUUCGUACGGCUUCUUCUCGUCGCUGCCUAUCUCGACGCUUAGCUUCUUGGACCGCUCGACGUUCGCGACGAAGACACGCGAGGAGAAGAUCACGUUCAUGCGUGGGCUUACCAGUGUACUCGAGCGUUUCUCCAAGGGUCUGCGUGUGCGCAAGAUCCUGCCAAGUUUGCUUGAGGAAAUGAAAGAUACCCAGCUGCUCCCAUAUCUUCUUCCAAACAUCUUCGCGAUUGCGAACAUCAUCUCGGCAAACCAGUUCGCAUCGCUAGUGCUCCCGAAGCUGAAACCACUGUUUGCGCUGAAGGAUCCACCGCAGUGUAUGCUCACACUGCUCGAUAAUCUCACCAUGCUACAAGAGAAGACGGAAAAGAAAAUAUUCCAGUCAGAGGUCCUGCCGCUGGUGUAUCACGCCCUUGAGAGCGAGCACUCUAUUGUUCAAGAGCGGGCGCUGAAGACGGUGCCCGAUCUAUGCGAGACCAUUGACUACGCUGAGGUGUCGAGCGUGCUGUUCCCGCGCGUCGCUCUUGUCUUUACUCGGACGAAAAUCUUGAGUGUCAAAGUGGCGACAUUGGUCACCUUCCAUAGUAUGGUGAAGACGCUUGACCAGACAAGCUUGACGCAGAAGCUUGUGCCUCUCCUGAGCAAGAUUCGGACGAAGGAGCCUGCCGUCACGAUGGCGACACUGGCUGUUCAGGAAGCCAUGGGCUUCAAGGUCGACAGAGAGGCUGUCGCUACCCUCGUGCUCCCUCAGCUCUGGGCAAUGUCGAUAGGACCAUUGCUUACGGUGGAGCAGUUCACCCGCUUCAUGGGGGUUAUCAAGAAACUCGGCGACCGUGUCGAACGGGAGCACGGACAAUUCCUUCGUGACGCUCAUCGUGUCGACUCUUCCUCUGCUCCCACAAUCGCGGUCAAUGGCUCGGCUGCGACAAGCGGCCCGAUGGACUUUGAGAGUUUAGUAGGAGCCGCCAACGGAACUGUCAAGCAGGACAGUGCGAUUGAAAGCAAGGGCUGGGAUGACGAUGAUAUGUGGGGGAGCAUACUCAAUGCUCCUGCACCAUCUGCUGAGACGGCAACCUCAAGCCCAGCAAUAUCGCCUUCGCAGCCUAUGCAGCCACAACCAUCCAUACAGUCUUCGUUCCAAGCGAGUACCAGCUCGCAAUCUCUUCCAGCCUCCCCACGCAUGACUAUCAGCACCGCUCCCGCCCGGCCGUCCAAACUCGGGGCGAAGCCCGUCUCAUCUUCCUCUUUCCAUAGCGCAUUCAACAACUUAUCACAACCCAACUCCAGCUCGCUACCACCUCCCCUCUCGCCACCCUCAAGCUCCGGCGGCUUCGGGUUGUCCCCGCCGCCCUCGGCACCCGCUCAGAAGCCGCAGCAGCCACAACGACCAAACUACAACAUUUCCUUGUCUACUUCACCAAUGACCGCGACGUCACAGGCGGCGCAGCAGCCGCAGCAACCGCCAAAGCCCAACUACAACAUCUCGUUCUCUCCCAUGAUGGGUCUCUCAUCACCGAGCCCUCCACCGCUACCCUCCAUGUCUGGACCGCCGCUAUCAUUCUCGGCGCCUCCACUGCAAGCGUCGACACCGUCGACCCCUGCGGGUGGCAUGGGCGGCAUGGGGAUGGCCAAUAUGGGCAGUAUGAUGGCGCCGAUGCAGCCAUCACGACUUAGCACGCCGAGCAAGCCUCCAUCGUCGAAUGAUUAGGGCGAUUUCGAUCCAUUGAAGUAGACGUGGUCGGAUCAUAUGUCAUACUAUGCUUCACGGGUGAUGCGCUGUUAUUUC
Messenger RNA from Coniophora puteana RWD-64-598 SS2, 2789 nucleotides. Its product is annotated as kinase-like protein. The record is from RefSeq and is a predicted model, not a curated record. The coding region runs from base 33 to 2711 and encodes 892 amino acids. Gene Ontology annotation, molecular function: protein kinase activity; ATP binding. The transcript is spliced from 15 exons. Gene Ontology annotation, biological process: protein phosphorylation. Lineage: Eukaryota; Fungi; Basidiomycota; Agaricomycetes; Boletales; Coniophoraceae.